Panicum hallii is the source of this 1549-nucleotide messenger RNA. Its product is annotated as protein EXORDIUM-like 3. The transcript has a single exon. The record is from RefSeq and is a predicted model, not a curated record. Lineage: Eukaryota; Viridiplantae; Streptophyta; Magnoliopsida; Poales; Poaceae. Bases 129 to 1160 code for a protein of 343 amino acids.
ACUCUCACUCCCUCUGUCACUCCAUGCCUCCAUUUCCCCCUUCCUUCCUAUAAAGCGUCCCGGUCCCCGGGCCACGAAACCCGCCAUAAACCGCCGCUGCCGCCGCCACCAGGCCACCUCGCCCCGCAAUGCAGAUGCGGCACCUCGGCGUGCUCCUCGUCGCGGCCCUCCUCGCCGCGUCGCCCGCCGUCGCGGCGUGGCGCCCGUGGCCGCCACGCAACGGCACGGCGGCCACGGCGGGGCUGGGCGCGUCCAAGAAGUUCGAGGGGUCGUCGGAGUUCGUGAAGCUGCAGUACCACAUGGGCCCCGUCCUGGCGGCGUCCAUCACGGUGCACCCGAUCUGGUACGGCCCCUGGCCGGCGCCGCAGAAGCGCACCAUCCGCGCCUUCCUCCGCUCCCUGGCUCCGCCGCCGGCGGAGGAGGCCCGGAUCCCGCGCCCCUCCGUGGCGGCGUGGUGGCGGACCGUGCGGCUGUACGCGGACCAGACCGGCGCCAACGUGUCGGCGGCGGUGUCGCUGGGCGCCGAGAAGUCGGACGCGCGCAUGUCCCGCGGCGCGCGGCUGUCGCGGAUGGACAUCCAGGCGGUGGUCCGCGACGCCGUGGCCGCGCGCACCCGGCCCCUCCCCGUGGACGCCGGCGGCGUGUAUCUCGUGCUCACCUCGCCGGAGGUGCUGGUGGAGGACUUCUGCGGGCAGGUCUGCGGCUUCCACUACUUCACCUUCCCGUCCGUGGUGGGGUACACGCUCCCGUACGCGUGGGUGGGCAACUCGGCGCGGCGGUGCCCGGAGGUGUGCGCGUACCCGUUCGCCAUCCCGGCGUACGUGCCGGGGCGGAGGCCCGAGUCGCCGCCCAACGCCGACGUCGGCGUGGACGGGAUGGUGAGCGUCAUCGCGCACGAGCUGGCGGAGCUGGCGUCCAACCCGCUGGCCAACGCGUGGUACGCGGGCACGGACCCGUCGUUCCCGACGGAGAUCGCCGACCUCUGCGAGGGCAUCUACGGCACAGGCGGCGGCGGCGCGUACACGGGGCAGCUGCUGACGGACGCGCGGUCCGGCGCGGCGUACAACGUGAACGGCGCCGGCGGGCGCAGGUUCCUGGUGCAGUGGGUGUGGAACCCCGUGCUCAGCUACUGCUCCGGCCCCAACGCGCUCGACCAGUAGCUGGAGUCGCUUCCAAGGAUCGAUGGUCUGCUUGCCGAUGCAUCCAUCGUCGUCUAGUACGUAGUAGUGUUCUGUCUCCAUGGAUUCGGUUUCCUCUCUCGGGAGAAUCCAUGGAAUGCUUUUGUAUAGAGUUCGUCAGUGGAGUGUGAGCUGAAGGAAGGUGGCGAGCCGCGAGCAGGAAGGCGUGUUCGAGGAAACUUUUGAAACUUGGGAUUUUAUUUAACUUUUGCGCUUUUCAUUUGGCCUUGGUUCGUUUGAAUUUGGGUUGGUUUUCAACUUUUCAUGGAGAGCUGGGGGCAUAACUAUCAGAGUUACAACAUACAACAAGCAUUUCUGUACUGGAAGAUAAUUGCGCACAGUAGCAGCACCAUAGGCUCAUGGCUUUUGCA